CUCUGUCUCUCUGUGACUGUGUGGUCAGGCUGCUGUAGCUGAAAGGAUCUUAAAGGAUAAAGAAGACGCUCCUGGACUCCAUGGUGGUGGUGAUGCAUCUCCUUCUUGUACAUGUGAUAUGCAAGGGAUUUUUCCAAGGAUACAUGACUGGACCUAAAAGGUAAAAGUCUUCCAAGGUUGAUGGGAGUGGAACCAGUCUGCAGAUUUCUCACAUGAUGGACAGCAACGACUCCCAUGCUCUGCUCUCUGGAGAGCACCUAAUCUACGCCAUCACUAUACCCCUGUCCACCUCCAUCAUCUUGGCCAACCUCGUCAUCAUCAUGGGCAUCGCCUGGAACCGUCAGCUCCACAACACGCCCAACUACUUCUUCCUCAGCCUGCUGGUGGCAGAUCUGUGCACGGGGGUGGCGCUGCCUUUCAUACCGUUAAUGGGUCUGAACCGAGAGUUGAGUUUCAGCUCCUGCCUAGUGGCUCACAUUUUCCCAAACUUCCUCUUCCUGGCGUUCCUUUUUAAUCUGGUGAUGGUCCACUAUGAGCGCUACAUCUGCAUUGUCGACCCCCUGCAUUACAACAACCUGUGGAUGCACCGCAGCUUCCCUCUGGCGUUGCUUGUGGUUUGGACGCCUCCACUUCUGUACGCAUCUCUACCUGCUUUUGGGUGGAAUAACUGGACAGGGCCUGAUUGGAACGGCUGUUGUGCAAGUACAACUCUACUUUCAAACUGUUCAGAAAACAGAACAACGUGCUGCUCGUACAGGCGCGUAUUCCCCAACGCUUUUAUCUACUUGGAGGUGUAUGGACUGGUCUUACCUGCUAUUCUCACCAUCGCUGGCAUGACUGGCCGUGUUUUGUGGAUCACCCGAGGCCAGCUGAAGGACAUAUGUCGCCUCCAUCGCUCAGUAGAGAGGGGAAGUCAGGCCUCGGACCAAGAGCAGAGGCUUAACCUGCGUUACACUCGCUGCGUGGUGGCGGUGUCUCUGACCUUUCUGGCAUGCUGGGUACCCUACCUCAUCUACAUGCACGUCUGCAUAGGGUUCUUGAUCAGCGAUACAAGGGGGAACUCCACCACUCACAUCGUGCUGUCGUGCGCCGGGAUUGGAAGCAUGGCGGUGGUGCCGCUGGUGCUCGGCCUAGUCAACAGGCAGUACACAGAACCUGCAUAUAAACUUGUCCAGAAACUCAGAGACAGGUGGAGGACGCAGGGGUCCGAGGAAGUGGCGGUCUGAGAAGAAACUGAUGAAUAUUUAAAGUCUGUGUCCAAUAUUGUGUAUUUGUAUACAUAUCCUAUAUAUAUGCUAAGGUCCCGCUACUGACACGAUAGCAGUCAUUUAGUGCGCAUAUGUAUAAUUAAACCCAUGAUAUCAAAAUCUCACUCCAGCCAGGUACCCAAAGUUGGCAACCCUGAGACUAUAUUCUUAUUUCUCCUCGUCCUGCCUGUGCUGGUUAUCAGUUUAGAUUUUUUCCAAGUUUCAACCACCUGCCAGCAAUGUUUACUCCACUCGUGUUUAUCUAUAUACUGGUAUGCAAGAUGAAGAGGGGAAAGGGAUGCAUCCAAUCAAUCUAAAAGAGGAACUUUCUGCAAGAACAUGCAGCAAAGAAAGGUGUAAACCAUGUGUGCAUGUUACAGUUGCAAAUUCGUUUCUGCUAUAUUUAGAUAAACUGUUACAGGAAAGUUAAAUACCUUUAAAAGCUGCUUUUAAAUACUGUUUGAUGAGCUGAAACUGUAGGCCUAUUUGUUGUAAAAAUCCAUGCAAGGGAAAUUAGAUUUUUAUUUGAGACUUGAUUAAACAUGCAAUACAUGCUUUUUGUUUCCCUAAUUAAAGUCUGGUUUAAAAUGUGUACAUACGGUAGGCCUACAGUAUGUGGGUGGAAAUAGACGAGCUGAAGCAGACUUUAAUCAAAUUAUAAAGCACACAAUCUGAAGUGCUACGGGACAUUAGGAGAGAUGGGAUAUCAUGAAGAGGUCAGGGCACACAGACUGUAUGUCUUUUGUAUGUCCUGCUUUGCUUAAACUAUGUUCCAGUAGGCUUUCCACAUUGGAAUAGCAGUGUUUCCCCUAGGUUUACUGCCUUGGCAGGGUGCUGCUCGGUGACAUUUUUUUUUUUAAUUUGAAUUUAAUAACAGUAACAAAGUAUUUGUACAUUAAAAAGUAAUAAAGUACAGUGUUACACUGUACUGUAUUACUUUUAUUCAAAUUGUAUUCCCUUCUUAUCAUGUAGCCUACACUUCUUCCUUUCAUUGAUACAUUUAAAUCACCUGACUACAGCAUAUAACAUACCUGCUGCAACCCUGUGCUGCUGCUGCUGCUUCUCUCUGCCUCAUCCUCUAUUGCUGGAGGCAGCUCCACCUCAUCUGAUCUCUGAUAUGAAAGCAAUCGUGUUAUGAUCAUAUUGAGCUAUUGGUGUGAGUCUAAAAUUAAACAAGCAGUCUGCUUGUCAUACAUUGCUGACGAUACAUUUUAAGAGGCAAUUUGUUGAGUCACUGGCUGCCGCUAAAUGCCGGUAGCAUCAAGCUAGCAAAUCCUGCAUUAGCCUCACAUCAACAGGUGUAGACAGAACAUCCAAUUAUCCUGAGCUAAUUUACUGAAUAAACCAACUCACAUCUCCUGUCUUUUUUUUUUCACCCAACUCAUUAGACUAUUCUUCUGCUGGCGUUUCAUUGUUGUUUUCUGUCAAAUUCAAUACUGUAGUUCAA
Messenger RNA from Trematomus bernacchii (emerald rockcod), 2694 nucleotides. It is a transcript of the gene gpbar1, whose product is annotated as G protein-coupled bile acid receptor 1. The coding region runs from base 213 to 1226 and encodes 337 amino acids. Lineage: Eukaryota; Metazoa; Chordata; Actinopteri; Perciformes; Nototheniidae. Gene Ontology annotation, molecular function: G protein-coupled receptor activity. The record is from RefSeq and is a predicted model, not a curated record. Gene Ontology annotation, biological process: G protein-coupled receptor signaling pathway. The transcript is spliced from 2 exons. Gene Ontology annotation, cellular component: membrane.